AUGAAUUACUGUAGCAAAUGUAAAAAAGACUUAAGUUUACUAGGGCAAAUUUGUUACAAAAUAGCUGGUGAAGCCUAUUGUGGAGAUUGUGCUAGUUGCUCUUUUUGUAAGAAGAAAUUAGUUUCAGAAUAUGUUAGUAGACCAGAUAAACCUGGAAUAUUUGCUUGUAAAGAUUGCGAAUCAGAAUUAUUUAAACCUGCUGAUUAUGACUCUAAUGCUAAGGUAACUUGUCGUUGUGCUUACAACAUUAUUGAUGCUGAUUGUUGUCGAACUAAACAACCAACUGAAGAAUACGAUGUAUGUAAGUGUGGAGCAAAGAAAAAUAAGGUAGCAUUAUUGUCAAAACUUCCUAUACUAUCAAAAGAAAAAGAUACAUUAAACACAAAACUGACUUCACUCGCGAAAACUCAGUCUGAUUUGGCACUAAUUGUGAUUGUGCUAGACAAUUUAGAGAAGCCAAUCAGCAAACUUGCCCCCGUUAAAUGUUCCCCCCCUGAAUUAGAAGUCUCUGCUAAUCCUCAACAAACUAACUUUAAUUGGGAACAACAAGGUUUAAGAAAUGAAGUCUUGCUUUUAAGGGAAAUGGUCAGAGAAUUAGAGACUAGACUAGCCAACCAAACUAAUUUAACUCAUGAAGAAAGAUUACAAAGCAAUUAUCUAAGGAACUUACAACAAAAUACUUUACGAAGUGCUGAAAGUUCUUAUCAGAGCAGGUAUGGAACUUUGACAGAAGAUAAUCCUAACAAGAAUAAAGGUAUCAGUGGUGGAGUAAUUGCUUUACUAAUUGGCGGAUUAGCAUUAGAUGAAUUUGAUGAGAAUAUUCCAAGUGGAUGUCAAGAAGUUGUUUCUGUGCUAGUGGAAGGCAAGAAAGAACUAAUUGGCAAAAUCCAACUACUUCGAUAA
Molecule: messenger RNA, 903 nt
Organism: Ambispora gerdemannii
Lineage: Eukaryota; Fungi; Glomeromycota; Glomeromycetes; Archaeosporales; Ambisporaceae
Source: the annotation of a GenBank genome assembly